UGAGCCCCAGCCAUGAGGUUCCUCUACCUUGUCUUCACUGUCUUCCUCCUGGUCUCCUUGGCUGUCCCAGGCUAUGGGCAGGUGAGGAAGCACUGCCCCAAGGUGGGGUACUGCUCCAGCAAGUGCUCCAAGGCAGACGUAUGGUCCCACUCCUAUGACUGCAAGUACUACUGCUGCAUCCCAGCUGGCUGGAAGGGGAAAUAGGAGCUGCAGAAGAAGG
Molecule: messenger RNA, 220 nt
Organism: Apus apus (common swift)
Lineage: Eukaryota; Metazoa; Chordata; Aves; Apodiformes; Apodidae
Product: cygnin-like
Exons: 2
Coding region: 13-204 (63 amino acids)
Source: RefSeq, a predicted model, not a curated record